Molecule: messenger RNA, 1362 nt
Organism: Diatraea saccharalis (sugarcane borer)
Lineage: Eukaryota; Metazoa; Arthropoda; Insecta; Lepidoptera; Crambidae
Source: the annotation of a GenBank genome assembly
AUGAAUCCGAGCAGAGUGCUUGUAUAUAUCAUAGGCCUCCUCUGGCUACAUCUCACUGACGCGAAAAUUGGUUACUUCUGGCACAUCACAGACCUCCACUAUGACCCAUUCCACAAUUCACCAGAAUUUCACAGAGGCUGCAAACACAGUCGCGGCAACACCGAGCACAGCCACCGGAACGGCCGCCACCGCGACCACACCUGCGACAGCUCCUGGUCCCUGAUACAGAGCGCCGCUGCUUUCAUGUCCGAACGACAUCCGGACACGCUCGAGUUUGUGCUAUGGACAGGAGACAUACUCUCCUCUUCAAUGGAGCAUAUGAGUGAAGAAUUCAAACUAGAAGCGGUGCGAAACGUGACAGAUGUACUCAGUCGGACGUUUAGUAGCCAGUUUGUGUUCCCAGCGCUGGGCCAUAAUGACCCACCGCCAUCGAGACGGUUAGUAGACAUGUGGAUGCAGUGGCUCCCCACAGAAGCGCUCCGGACAUUUGAAACUGGAGGCUACUACACGAUAGAACAGUCACAUAGCAAGUUAAGAAUUGUAGUUCUGAAUAGUGUGCUGUGGGCGGGCGGGGCUGCACGGAGUGAUGGUUCUCAUUCUCAUCGCGGCAGAGCUCAAUGGGAUUGGUUAGAAGACGUUCUCCUUGAAGCUAGAAAAAAGAAAGAAAUGGUAUAUUUAGUUGCUCAUGCUGGGCCAGGGGUUGAGGAGCGUCAUAACGCUGGUAGUUCGUCGGCGUCAGGAGGCGGAGAAUUAAUACCCUCAGCCAAUGCUAGACUACUACACAUCAUUAAAGGUUUCAGCGAUAUUAUCGCAGGCCAGUUCUAUGGGCACCGCCAUGCUGACACAUUCAGACUCGUUUAUAGAGAUGGUCGACCAGUAUCAUGGGCUCUAUUAGCACCAUCGCUGACGCCCCGGGGUGCAGGCAGUAUAUCAAAUCCAGGAUUAAGACUGUAUAAGUUUGAUUCCAACACCGGGAAGGUGUUAGACUACACACAGUAUUAUUUAGACGUAACCAAUAGCAGAGGCGAGGUCCACUGGGCCGUAGAAUAUAACUUGACACAAUAUUACGGUCUUAGGGAGGUCAGUGCCACCUCCCUGGAUGCGCUCGCAGACAAAAUAAGGAGUCAUAAUGACAGAGGAGUAUUUACUAAGUAUAUCACAGCGUUGCGCGUGCGACAUUCUCAUGACAUUUCUGAUUGUGAUUCAGCGUGCGUACACGUCCACUACUGUGCUAUAACAAGAGCGGACUAUCACGAGUUUCGCGCUUGCGUCCGUAAUCCCGCAUCGGCGCUGGCAUCGCGCGCGGCACACAACUCAGCCGCCAUUUUGUUGCACGCCAUCUUGAUUUUAUUAACGUCAUAA